CUCAAACAGAUAGAUAAGGAAAAAAAAAAAAAAAAAAAGCAUAUCAUGCCUAUCCCAAUUUGUGCAGGAGUCCUUUCGACAAAUGCUAAGCCCGAAAUUGUUCGUCCGACGGCAAAUUUCCCACCAAGCAUUUGGGGAGAUCGGUUCAUCAACUAUGAUUCCCAAGACAUUACAACUCAUGCCCGUAAGAAACAAGAAAUCGACGAGCUGAAAGAAGUAGUGAGGAGUGAAGUAUUCAAAAUUAUGGCAAGUGAUUUUUCACAUCAGCUGAAGUUGAUCGAUGCAAUCCAACGCCUUGGCGUGGCGUACCAUUUCGCAAGUGAAAUCGAAGAAACACUGGAACGUAUGCAUGGCACGUUUAAUGACCAUGAAGAUGUUGGUGGUGAUCUUCACAUUGUUGCUCUUGGUUUUCGGCUACUAAGACAACACGGAUAUAAUGUUUCAUGUGAUAUAUUCAACAAGUUCAAAGAUGCAAAUGGCAAAUUCAUGGAAUGCUUAACUGCCGACAUUCCGGGCAUGCUAAGCCUUUAUGAAGCAGCACAUCUAGGGGUCCGGGGUGAAGAUAUACUUGAUGAGGCUCUUGUUUUCACCACCACUCACCUUGAGUCAGCUUCAACAACCAAUGUAAGCUAUCAGCUGGCAGAACAAACAACUCAAGCCUUAGAGCGACCUUUGCAAAAGGAUCUAGAGAGGGUAUGUGCCAGGCGUCACAUGUCAAUCUACCAAGAUGAAGCUGCACAUAACGAAGCUCUACUGAAACUUGCAAAGUUAGAUUUCAAUCUGGUUCAAUCUUUACACAAAAAGGAGCUUAGUGAGAUUACUAGGUGGUGGAAAGAACUAGACUUUGAAAAGAAGCUGCCUUUUGCAAGAGAUAGGAUUGUGGAGUUGUACCUUUGGAUAGUGGGAGUAUAUUUUGAACCCCAAUACGAUAGAGCAAGAAAGUUUCUUACAAAAAUUAUUGCCCUGGUAUCAGUGAUGGAUGAUAUCUACGACGCAUAUGCUACAUUCAAAGAACUCGAGAUCUUUACCGGGGCAAUUGAGAGGUGGGAUAUGAAUUGCUUGGAUGAACUCCCGGACUAUAUGCAAAUAUUUUAUCAUACACUUUUGAGUGUUAUCAAUGAAAUUGAGGAAGAGAUGGUCAAGGAAGGAAGAUCAUACCGAGUUUACUAUACAAAGGAAUCCGUAUGUAUACCAACAUGCACAUAUAUAGCUUUCAACGCUUACUUUUAAUUAAACAUAUAUGAUCAGAAAUUCUCUA
Messenger RNA from Malus domestica (apple), 1258 nucleotides. The record is from RefSeq and is a predicted model, not a curated record. Lineage: Eukaryota; Viridiplantae; Streptophyta; Magnoliopsida; Rosales; Rosaceae.